This is a messenger RNA of Ambispora gerdemannii, 195 nucleotides long. Lineage: Eukaryota; Fungi; Glomeromycota; Glomeromycetes; Archaeosporales; Ambisporaceae. The record is from the annotation of a GenBank genome assembly.
GGCGAAAUGGAUAUCCCAUUGAUCCAGCAACAAAUCUCGCAAACUGGAACUGUCCUGACGCUGGAUCUGAAAGGCAAGGUGGAAGUCAAUUUAUACUGGUUCUUAAAAAAAAGUGCGUCGACCCACCAACGUUUCAAGUAUUUCGAGUCUGCAAGAACAAUGAAAACAAAGUGGUUCCGAGCUGUUUGUUUUUAG